Musca vetustissima is the source of this 2162-nucleotide messenger RNA. Its product is annotated as dymeclin-like. The transcript is spliced from 5 exons. Gene Ontology annotation, biological process: Golgi organization. Lineage: Eukaryota; Metazoa; Arthropoda; Insecta; Diptera; Muscidae. Bases 1 to 2121 code for a protein of 706 amino acids. The record is from RefSeq and is a predicted model, not a curated record. Gene Ontology annotation, cellular component: Golgi apparatus.
AUGGGCAUUAACGUUAGCCGACAAACCGAUUUGGCCAGCAAUGCGCUGCUGCAACAGUUUGUGGGACGCAGCCACAUUGCUGCCGACGAUGAGUUCUGGGCCAAGUUGCUGAACUACAACAUCACAAUGCCCGAAAAUACACAGGAUCAAUUGAAUUUGGACUCAAGGCUGGAAUCUUUGUGUCAAUCGUUUAUUAGCAAUAAUCUAAAGACUGGUAAUUUUGGUUCAUUGAUAACGGUGUUUUUAACGAAAACUUCGGAACUACUAUCGCUAUCCGAUCAGGAGAGUAAUAUGCACAUAUGGCAGACAUUUAACGCCUUGUUUAUUAUACGUUCGUUGGUGAAAUAUAUCACAGAGACUGGUUCGGAAUUUCAGUUGUUGCAACAUUUUGAGGCAAUUCCUAAUGAGGAGUAUUUAAAGGCUGAGGCAGAAGCGGCAGCUGCUGGCGCACAACCAGAAAGUACAGCAAUAGCUGUGGAGGCAACUGAAAACGAUGAUCCCUCCGCCACAUUGAAGGCAGCAGCUGCGGCUGCCGCUGUUAUGGUAGAUGGUUCCAAAUUUGAAACCUUUAUCGAUGCAAUUUUCAAUUUGAUAGUUGUGAUUCCGGUUAAAGAAUUCACAUAUCACCUACAUUUGGAGGCGGUCAACACACUGAUAACCCUAUUGUCUGUACAUUUAUUCACCCAACAGCCUACAGAAAAAUCCAUUAUCUUCCGCACCGUGUACAAGUGCCAGCAUGCUAAUGUCCUGAUGUCUGCCUUAUUACAUUUUGUUGCCCGGCUAGUGGAAGUGCCUCAGACAAUGUUUGGCUCCGCAACGGCUGGCUCAUUUGUUUUCGGCAUUGCCGAGUCGUUGCUAUCGAUCUUCACCUUCCGCAAACAGCAAGAUGUCUUAAGUGCCACACACUCCACAGGUGCUGAGCUAUCACAACAAUUCCGCACCCAUUACCCCUUGGCCAAUCAAAGUCUUCUGUUAAUUUUGAUACUCACCAAUCAUUGUACCACGAAAGAGAAUUCAUAUCGUUCAUCAUUGUUCGGCUGUGCCGAUUCAAAAGAUGUUGCCAGCAAAGAUGGUGCAACAUUUCAUAUUGAUUUUGGUGCUGUCUAUGAAACAUUGUGUCGGAUUGUAACCAUUGAUCAGGCAACAUUGUUGUUGUAUUUGUUGCUACAUCGCAAUGAACGUUUUUAUCGUUUUGUCAUGGCCCAACAGGAUUUGGAGAAAUUGGUGACACCGAUAUUGCAAACGUUGUAUCAUGCGCCGGAUAGUACAUCUCAUCAUAUUUAUAUGUCAUUGAUUGUGUUGCUGAUAUUGAGUGAAGAUGAUAGUUUCAAUAAGAAUGUUCAUAAUAUUAUGCUUAAAAACAUAACCUGGUACACGGAAAGAACAAUAUCGGAAAUCUCGCUGGGUGGCCUAUUAAUCCUAGUGGUCAUACGAACCAUACAAUAUAAUAUGUUAAAAAUGCGUGAUAAAUAUUUGCAUACCAACUGUUUGGCGGCCUUGGCUAACAUGUCGGGACAAUUUCGUAAUUUACAUCCAUAUGUGGCACAACGUUUAAUCUCACUGUUCGAAACUUUGGCCAAGAAACAUACUCGACUUGAUGCUCAACUCAAAGAGCCGGUGAAUAGUGCGGUAUUUGUUAAUGUUUCCACGACACCGGAAGAUAUGUUACAAGAUCUAACGGUAUUGGAAGAGGUUUUGCGUAUGGUCUUGGAAAUCCUUAAUUCAUGUCUGUCAAAUCAAUUGGUCUAUUGUCCGAACUUGGUGUAUACUCUGUUGUAUAAACGUAGUGUCUUUGAAGGUUUUCGUUCACAUCACGCCUUUCAGGAUAUUAUACAGAACAUAGAUAUGGUGGUGGGUUUCUUUUCGUCACGUUUACAACGUGUCCAGGAACAAAGAGGUGAAUUGGGUGUCAAUGAAGUAUUCGAAGUUAUUUCCAAGGGUGCCAGCCAAUGGUCCAGCGAUCGUUUGAGGAAAUUCCCCGAUUUGAAAUUCAAAUAUGUCGAAGAAGAUGCCCCAGAAGAAUUUUUCAUUCCAUAUGUGUGGACUUUAGUGUGUAAAUACGGUUGUGUUCACUUUAGUUCGGAAAGCAUUAAGGGCGUGACCACCGAAAUAUCUUGCUAAUAUAGUGUAGAUUUUGAAACAUUUCUAUAAUAAAAAUAAGA